GUAUAUUUUUUUAAUAAGCAAAUACACUUUACAACUUUCAGUUUUCGAGAACAGGAUGCCUAAUCUUUGUGUUUCAUGCCAUUUUAACCCACCUGUCGUCACGAUUUUUGGAGCAUCUCUUCGUGAAGAUACCAUUCGCGCGUUGGAAAGUCAACUACCGCUUGUAACGUCGACGGCGGCUGUUCCCAACAAGGAACAGCCUAAAUUCACCUUUGUCCAAAAGCCCGAUCACUGGAGGAUUGAGCUAAAUCAGCAAUAUUGCAACGAACUCCACAAAUCCGCGAUGUUCCUUACAUUUAUUGAGGCGUUGAAGCAGGAAGGAUGGAUGAUUCGAGCCUCGAACUCUGUUGGAAAGUGUGAUAGUGAAGACACUAAACUAUUUUUCACUCGUUCGUAAGUAAGCUAUGAAAAAUGAUUAGUGUAUGUACAUUUUUUUUAAAAAUAUUAUCAAAUGUUUAUUUUUUUUACCCCUCAAUUUUUAAGCAUUUUGAUGUACUUAGUAAUUUCACGUGCUUUCUUCAAUUUUUAUCAAGUCUAUUCGUACGAAGAAAGCAAGUUUUCAGAAAUGUAAAAAAAACUAUUAGCAUUUA
Molecule: messenger RNA, 590 nt
Organism: Phytomonas sp. Hart1
Lineage: Eukaryota; Euglenozoa; Kinetoplastea; Trypanosomatida; Trypanosomatidae
Source: the annotation of a GenBank genome assembly